CUUGAAGACGGGACAAUAAAGCAACCUGUCGCCAGUUCGAAGUGCAUGACAAUUUCAAAGAUUUAUCUUCAAAAGUUUAUAAUCCUUUUCAAUUAAUUUCUUAAGUCGCUGUAUUGAAGAGUCGGUGAUAUUGGAUAAAUAUUUGAAUUUUCAAAUAAAACUAUGUUAACAAUUUGUUAUCAUAAAUCUGGAACGAUUUUACUUGUUGUUGUAAUUUGUUCAUCAUUUGGAAAUGAUAAUUUGAGAGGAAUGAGUAAACAGAAAAUAAAUCCACUGGAAAAAUCAGACGAUCAAGUUUUACUUAACGGCAGUGUAAAGAUAGCAAAAAAUCAGCAUCCAACUUGCAAGAACUCUGAGAUGAUUCACAGCGACGUUAUUUCCAAUGGAGUGUUGCAGUCACAGCCAGACAAUUUAACGUUUCUCGGUCGUGUUAAGAACAUGAAAGAAUGUCUUGGUAUAUGUUGUAGCUACCGAAAAUGUGAAUUAGCCUAUCUGGUCAACAAGACAAAGUGUUUUGCCACGGAAUGCCAAAUUCCCGAAAAUUGUAAAGUAAAAAGAUAUGGUCAGAAAUCCUUACUAUCUAAAGAUAUUCAAAUGUCACUGAUGCUGAAAGAUAACUUAUCAACCAAAGGUUAUGCAGCCGCGUAUAUUGUCAUAUCCAUGGCAAUGCUUGGCGCUACUCUUUCGGGAAGUGUAUGGAUUGUUCAUGCAUUUGUAAGAAAAUACAAGAAAAAUAAAGAGGAGAAGAAUAAACCAGAAAUAUUGUCGAAGGAGCCGCAGGUCUUGUUUUUUGUUAUUUCUAAAGAGCACUAACUUAAGCAAUGAGUUAAAUUGUCAUUUAUUUUAUAGGUUUAUUAGGCAUUCUUAAAACAAAAAUUAGUCUUCAAAAAAAUCAUUUCAAGAAAGUGCCUCAUCGGACUAAAUGAAUUUGAAUACAGAUACUCCUGACACAACGCUCUCCUGCAAGUGCCCAUGUCAGAAAGUGAGACUUGUUAUCAUUAAAAUCCUGUUAAAACGUACAACACGAAAACAACAAUCAACCGAUUUUAAGGAUUAAUAAGGAAACGAAAUUUAAAAAUUUCAAACUUUAUCGAUAUAAAGAAUCGUCGUUUUCCUUAAUUGUUUACUAACUAUAAAUACUGAUAAAACAGAAAAGUUUUCGUUUAGAAGGUCGAAAGAUAUUUAUACAGUUGCUAUUCUUGCAGUUGUGAUAAGUGGCUGUACGAUUAUUCAAAAAGGAAAAGCGCGCCAUACACCAGAAAAAGUGUGUGUUUCGCUUGGUUAAACGUUUUUAUUAUUAAUAAAUAGUAGGCAAAUACGCUUGAAUUUUUCAGGUAGUUACGCCUAAAUUGAUUACAUGAAA
Messenger RNA from Xenia sp. Carnegie-2017, 1363 nucleotides. RefSeq lists its product as uncharacterized. Bases 163 to 813 code for a protein of 216 amino acids. The transcript has 5 exons. The record is from RefSeq and is a predicted model, not a curated record. NCBI's taxonomy places the organism in Eukaryota, Metazoa, Cnidaria, Anthozoa, Malacalcyonacea, Xeniidae.